AAGAAGGGCCUUUAUCUUGGUUUUAUUGCCGUCUUAGACUGCUCACUGGUUUUCUUCAAUAGGAGCAUUGGCUGAUAAGAUUACACAUGUAGUUGAAGAACAUCGCGACCGUAUAUCAUCUUUAACUAAUGUGCACACGAAGAUAUAAAUGCCGCUUGCAAACAUCUGUGAUAAAUUACGAAUGACAUGAAGACACGUAAGAAGUAACAACACCUUUCCCAGGUUUCGAUUUCAAUAAGCAACUAGGGCGAUAUUGACGAUGUAAAUUGGAGAUAUGUGCUAAAACUUGAAUUAAUUCUCUUUACAAAUGUAAGCGUUGAAGUCCUAUGGGAAACAUAUCUUGUUUAUUCUGGAUGUAAAGAUGUUUUCGUGCGUCUGAAGAAUGGAUGUCGGAGUGCCGGAUGUUCAAGAGUGCGCCCGGCGGUUCGGCGUGUACCAGAUAUGCUCCACCACCGGCCCUUGUGUGGCUCUCAACGACACAUGCCCCUGUUUAGAAAGCAGCGACUUCCGUUGCGCAAACUCUCUGUGCCUAUCACCGCACUUCCGCUGUGACGGGAAACCAGACUGUCCCGGGGGCGAGGACGAAGUUGCCUGUCCAAGUAUUGGUCGCAUGGUGUCCGAGCGACCACAUGAGACGUCAAUGGCGGUGAUUGUUACCUUGGCAACCAUUUGCGCUCUUUUCUGCAUCGUCAUCCUGGUCAUGAUUGCGUUGUUUGUUGUUAAGAAGCGCAAGGCCAACAUCUCCAAUGACGACAAUUCAGGAUGCGCGGAACCACUCCGUCGGUCAUAUAUUACGGCUGAUACAAGUUCGUCAGAUGAUGAUGAUAAAGCGAGUCGAAGAAUCAUCAGAUAUUACCCAAUAGUUCCAGUCUGCAAAGAAAAUUCCUGUUUUGAGCCGUGUAAGAAAGCCAGUGUAGACAAUAAAUUGGUAACGCCAGAACGUCACGUUGGCCCUGGCGAAGUUUAUUGUGAAAACUUAACGAAAUAUAUCAAAGACGUCAAUAGAUACCUUGAUGUCUGUGCGGAAAUAUACGGACAAACGGACAAAUCACGAAAAGUGACACGUCUUGGAAAAUACACAUUUAAACGGAGAUUAAAAUACACAAACUGCAACGAACUAUUGUGCAGAGACAAAGAAACGAAAGAUAAACUUUACGUUAUUAAUAGUUAUAAACACUGUGCGGGGAAAAGUAUCGUCCCGUCGACCUUGACCUUCGAUAAGGACCCCGACAAUUUUACAGCAAAGUUUAAUAAAGAGUUUUUGUGUUCUUCCACACCAAGACAAGGUACAAAGCAGCUGUCGUUAACAAAUAUCUCGGCCAUAUCAACAGACAGUAUCGAUGUGUGAUCAAAUAUCCUUAAGCAAAUAAUAAGGCCACAUAAUAAAAUGUUUCGAAAUAA
This is a messenger RNA of Dreissena polymorpha, 1401 nucleotides long. RefSeq lists its product as uncharacterized. NCBI's taxonomy places the organism in Eukaryota, Metazoa, Mollusca, Bivalvia, Myida, Dreissenidae. The record is from RefSeq and is a predicted model, not a curated record. The transcript has 5 exons. Gene Ontology annotation, cellular component: plasma membrane. The coding region runs from base 383 to 1348 and encodes 321 amino acids. Gene Ontology annotation, molecular function: protein binding.